AUGAGACCCAGGCUAAGGUUUUUUUUGUCUGUAACCUGUCGCACUUGUUGCCUGUGCCUGAUCUUAUUCUUUGUUUCAGUGGUUUCAGUCAUCAUUGUCAUCUUAAGUACAGCUUUAUUAUACUAUUUCUUGAAGAGAUGUCGUAGUCGUCGGCGUUCUGACGUCGAGUCAAAUGCACUUGCCCAAAUUCCUAGUCAACAGAUCGAGUGGCCGGCGAGUGCGUAUCUUCCUGAAGUCCCUACUGCAGUUUCACGGCCUCCGUCAGCUCGAGUGAUAGCUUCCCAAGAGAGGCGCUCUCCCGUCUCUCGGGCUCGCCUGGUUGUAGCGCGCCGCGGGAGCUCCAUCCGGCGUAGCAUUCCGAGCCCAACUGCAGCUCAACGCUCAGGGCGUGAGCUCAUCCGAGGUCCGAAGGCCAGUCCUCCACACCAGGUUCCUGCUGCUCCUGGUGCUCCCGCCGCUGUGCAGCCCUCACCGGUGAAGCAGACGACACUCGACCACGGCGUUCGACGAUCCCCCGUCACGUCCCGGCCCCGGCUGGUUAUUGGGCGCAGCGCCUCCAUACGGCGCAGUACUCGUAGUCCUGCGGGUCACCCGUCGCUGCCACCGGGCCGCCGACCGAGGGCUCAGGCGUGGCAACGCCAGUCAGUGGUCCGGGCGACCGCUGCUCGUGUCCCUCGCUUGGACCUUCACGGCAUGAAAGUGAGGGAAGCCUUAGAAGAGCUGGACGACUUCCUGGAUGAAAAUAUGAGCUUGGGCAUCAGACGCGUACUCAUCAUCACUGGUAGGGGACUCCACAGCAGAGACAACAUUCCUGUCAUUCGACAAGCUGUCGUGCGUCGUCUCGAAAGCGAGGGAAUAAGAUUCUCGUAUGGGCGCAAACAGGGGUGUCUCCACAUUGAUCUAUGAUUUUAUUUCUGUAAGUUACUUUCCCCAUCACACUUCAAAUCUGUCGGUAGUUUUUGCGACAUCGAAUUAAAGCAAACGUUUUCCAAUUUCA
Messenger RNA from Frankliniella occidentalis (western flower thrips), 997 nucleotides. RefSeq lists its product as uncharacterized. The coding region runs from base 1 to 906 and encodes 301 amino acids. The transcript is spliced from 5 exons. NCBI's taxonomy places the organism in Eukaryota, Metazoa, Arthropoda, Insecta, Thysanoptera, Thripidae. The record is from RefSeq and is a predicted model, not a curated record.